AUGGCACCAAAUUCUGCUGCGGGCGACCACGCACGAAAGAGGAACAGGACUUGGUUCACUCUCGCCUUUGGAUGGCUCUUCCUCCUCGCCGUUCUCGAGCUCGGCUUUACCGUCGACACGUUCCAAUACCUCCAGCGCAAACAUCGAUGGCAAUCUAAAACUCAACGCCAGCGCAUCUCUUUUCUAUUGUUCUCCUCCAUUCGCUCCGUCCUCCUCGCAGCCGUCUAUCUAGGCUCGUACUGGGCCAACAAAUGGUUCAAAUCUCUCCAUCACACCAUCUUCCUCGUCCUCAACACCAUCUUCUGGAUCGUUGGUGGUGUUCUCGUCAAACAGACACUCGGUGUGAUUGAGUGUGGAGGCGUGGGCAAUCCAAAGGACGGACUGAGCGAGUGUCACGAGUUGAAGAUUAUCGAGAUUCUGGCGUGGAUAAUCGCCGCAUCUAGUAUUCUCAUCACUAUCCCCGUCGUCAUGAGCGCCAUGAAGCGUUCAAAGAGGAAAGCUGAAAAGGGCCAGACGGCUCCUCAGCGCAAGGGAUGGUUAGGCAAGUUUGCGUUUAAGAAAGGUGGACAGCAACAUCAUACAAACGAGAAACAUACGGGUAAUCAAGCUGUAUAA
Molecule: messenger RNA, 615 nt
Organism: Serendipita indica DSM 11827
Lineage: Eukaryota; Fungi; Basidiomycota; Agaricomycetes; Sebacinales; Serendipitaceae
Source: the annotation of a GenBank genome assembly